AUGGCGUCUCGAAAGACACAGCAAGAGAUCGAUAAGACCUUCAAAAAGGUGGACGAAGGCAUUCAGGCCUUCGAGGGCAUCUAUGAGAAGAUAUAUUCUUCCACUAAUGCUGCGCAAAAAGACAAGUUGGAGGAUAACCUGAAGAAAGAAAUCAAGAAACUGCAGAGAUCGCGCGAUCAGAUCAAGACGUGGGCAGCCGGCAAUGAGAUCAAAGACAAGUCAGCCCUGCUAGAACAACGGAAACGGAUAGAAAAAUGCAUGGAGAUCUUCAAAGCUGUCGAAAAAGAGAUGAAGACGAAAGCCUUCUCGAAAGAGGGACUGUCGCAGAAUACAAAGUUAGAUCCGAAGGAGAAGGAGCGGGAAGAGCUCUGUGACUUCUUAUCGGAUCAACUUGAGGAGAUUAACAGGAUACUGACUGAGGAACUGGAACCGGAAGCCGGUAAUCUUCAAGCCGCGCUCAAGAAGAAGCAGAAAGACAACUCUAAAGCAGACCGGCUGGCAGAGAUCGAGAGCAUGACCGAGACAUACAAGUGGCAUGAGUCCAGACUACAACUAUUACUACGGUCUCUGCAGAACGGCAACGUCGAGAAUGAUGUGGUAGCUGCCAUCAAGUCCGAUGUAGAAGAGGUCGUGAGGGAAGGUCGUGAACCCGAUUUCGAUGCGGAAGCCUAUGAGGGAAUCUACGACGACUGCAACUUGGAUAGCGAAGAAGCGCAGUUUGGAUUGGCCAACGAGGUGGAUCGAAUAUCUUCUCAAGAUACACAGUCCAUUCAGGAGGACAAUGACCCCGAAGCAGUCGUCCCCAAGAAGACGAAAGCUGAUCAUGCUCCUGCCAGACGCCCGUCCACGCAGCUCAAGUCACCACUGCCAGCCCUUGCGACGCUCAACACAAUGCCACCUCCGCCUCCUGUGCCCAAGGAUAAUACUAUGAAACCAGCACCCUUACCCAAUCGACCGGCCGGGGAGACUUUGAAGUAUGCCUCGGCAGCUGCUGCCGCUGCAGCCAGCGACAAGAGCGGAGUGGGCAUUGCACCACUUCCUCCCCCCAUCGCGGCCGGUCCUGCGCCUGCGUCCCAUCCUCUCCCAGCACCACUAAGGACGUCGACAACGACGUCUCCAGCUUCUGUUCCUGCCCAGCCAGUGGAAAAGACAGCGUCACCAGCUCCCAUCGCCGCGAGCAUGGACGGCUCUAUCUCGCACGACCAAUCUAGUCACUCCAAGUCACCGACACUCAGCUCCACUAGCGCCCCCGCGGCAAGCGUACCGAGCAGUAUACCUCCAACUCCAGCCAUGGACAAGUCUGAGGCUGUGCAAGAACCUGUAAUUGCGGACGAAUUACCUACGACUAACGGUGAAAGCCAUGAAGACACAGUGGAGUCAAUCUACCACUUGCCACCUGGCCUGCAAGACCUGUUAGAUUCAUUCGAGACGACCAAGAGUCGAGCGACUCAGCCUCCGUCGCAGCUCGCUAGACUGCUGCAGGCUUCACAAGAAACCUGCCCAGAACCAUCAGACAGCGACAGGCCACAACAUUAUCGACCCACAUUCAAGUACAAUACCCCUGCGCAUUAUCCCCAGGACGUACUUCCCAUCUUCGAUGAUCCGGCGCUCUACGACAAUCAAAGAUUGGAGACAGAUACUCUAUUCUACAUUUUCUACUAUCGCCAAAAUACAUAUCAACAAUGGCUCGCCGCACGUGCGCUGAAACAACAAAGCUGGCGGUUCCAUAAACAGUACCAGACAUGGUUCCAACGACACGAAGAGCCAAAACAAAUCACCGAAGAGUACGAGCAAGGAACGUACCGUUUCUUCGACUACGAGAGCACGUGGAUGAACCGUCGGAAGGCUGAUUUCAAGUUCGUGUACAAGUUUCUGGAAGAUGAUCUGUAG
Messenger RNA from Exophiala spinifera, 1890 nucleotides. RefSeq lists its product as uncharacterized. Lineage: Eukaryota; Fungi; Ascomycota; Eurotiomycetes; Chaetothyriales; Herpotrichiellaceae. Bases 1 to 1890 code for a protein of 629 amino acids. The record is from RefSeq and is a predicted model, not a curated record. Gene Ontology annotation, biological process: regulation of DNA-templated transcription; nuclear-transcribed mRNA poly(A) tail shortening. Gene Ontology annotation, cellular component: P-body; nucleus; CCR4-NOT core complex. The transcript is spliced from 3 exons.